GCGCAUGCUGCGAUUCACAACCCUAUGGUAAAGGAAAGGAUUAAGAGAGCCACCAGACAUGACGUCAUCAGUGUGAGACGGAAGGACCGCUGUGCGGCUAGCUGGCUGAUUUCAUCUAGUGAUCGGUUUUCUGCAUAGCGACCUCUGCUGACCGGAACUAGAGUUACUUUGUGCGGGAUGACCCCUUAUUACCGGCCAGAGGCUUCAUGUGACAAUGUUUGUGCCGAGAGCGGUGAAGAGGCGACAGGAAACCGAGGGACCUGCAGUGAAGAGGAGGAGGGGGGCGGGGGGUCUGAACUGUCAGUCGUCAGUAAAUAGUAACACAUCCUCUGUUUCAGCUUCUUCAUGUGUGACUUCUCUAGCAGCAUCUGCUGCCACUUCUCUUCAUAAUGCCCUGCUCCCCACUGCAGUGUCCUCCUCCUGUGCUGUCCUUCUCUCACCUCCUGCUGUAGCAACACAUGGCUCCCCGUCUGAUGCUGCAACACUUGACACCGCAGGUGAUGCUGGAACGCAUGGCUCCCCGUCUGCCGUAACACUGACCACCCCAGGUGAUGCUGGACCGCGUGGCUCCCCGUCUGCCGUAACACUGACCACCCCAGGUGAUGCUGGAACGCAUGGCUCCCCGUCUGCCGUAACACUGACCAUCCCAGGUGAUGCUGGAACGCUUGGCUCCCCGUCUGAUGCCACAACACUGACCACCCCAGGUGAUGCUGGAACACUGACCACCCCAGGUGAUGCUGGAACGCUUGGCUCCCCGUCUGCCGUAACACUGACCACCCCAGGUGAUGCUGGAACGCAUGGCUCCCCGUCUGCCGCAACACUGACCACCCCAGGUGAUGCUGGAACGCAUGGCUCCCUGUCUGAUGCCGUAACACUGACCACCCCAGGUGAUGCUGGAACGCAUGGCUCCCCGUCUGCCGCAACACUGACCACCCCAGGUGAUGCUGGAACGCAUGGCUCCCUGUCUGCCGUAACACUGACCAUCCCAGGUGAUGCUGCAACGUAUUCAUCAACAUCUGCCCAUGCUUCUACAACACAUGCCACACCAUCUUCCCAUCUCUCAGCCUCUUCUGCUUCUCUGGGUCCUGUACCACCUCCUGCUCCUCUUCCACCAUCCUUACCACCUGCCUCUGAUGCAGAGGAUGAACCCAUCAAAUCCUACAGCAAACUUCAGCGCUGGCCGCUCCAGGGGGAACCUGUCUGUGUUAUAUGUGGGAGAUAUGGAGAGUACAUCUGUGACCAGACGGAGCAUGAUGUGUGUAGUUUAGAGUGUAAAGCCAAAGACCUCCUGCAAUCUACAGGGGUAUCAUCAUCGGAGGACACAGCACUUGCUCACCAGUCAUCAGUUAAUGUAACCGCUGUAGAACAAUCGCCUUUCUCUAGUCCGGGUGACAUUGUGACAGUUGUACCCCCUGUGCAUCAGCCCAUGGAGGCAGCGUCUUCACGAUCAAAUGAUACAAGCUACACCUACAGAGAGCACCAGUUCAUCACCCAGCUGGGGCAGGAUCAGAUUGACACUUUAAGACAGCAGCUUGGCUUAUCUGUACAUGGAAACCUGGUGUGCAGGCCAAUCAUAGAGUUUGAGCACUGCAACUUUCCUCCCACACUUUGCACAAACCUGAAACGGGCUGGAUAUGAAGUGCCUACUCCCAUCCAGAUGCAGAUGGUCCCUGUUGGACUGAUAGGAAGGGAUAUCCUGGCGAGUGCUGACACCGGAUCUGGGAAGACUGCUGCUUUCCUCCUUCCAGCUCUCAUCAGAUGUAUGGAACAGAAGGACGCCCCCGCUGCACUCAUCCUUACGCCCACAAGGGAGCUGGCAGUGCAGAUAGAGAAACAGGCCCAGGAGCUGAUGUUCAAACUUCCCCAAAUGAAGACUGCUUUACUUGUGGGUGGGAUGCCAUUACCACCCCAGCUGCACCGACUUCGGCAGAAUGUGCAGGUUAUAAUUGCAACUCCUGGAAGACUCUUAGAAAUCAUUAGUCAAAAUGCUGUGAACCUUGGGGAACUGAAGAUCCUGAUCCUGGAUGAGGCAGACACCAUGCUAAAGAUGGGGUUUCAGCAGCAAGUGCUUGAGGUUCUGGAGAACAGCUCACCAGAUCGUCAGACAGUGCUGGUCUCAGCCACCAUUCCUGACAGUAUUGAGAGGUUUGCCCAGCAGCUUUUGAGGGAUCCGGUGCGGAUAACUGUUGGCGAGAAGAACCAACCAUGCUCUAAUGUUCGUCAGAUUGUACUUUGGGUGGAAGAGCCUUCCAAGAAAAAAAAGCUGUUUGAAAUACUGAAUGACUCAAAGCUUUUCCAGCCCCCUGUUCUGGUGUUUGUGGAUUGCCGCCUGGGUGCAGAUCUGCUCAGUGAAGCUGUUCAUAAGAUUACCGAAUUAGAUUGUGUUGCUAUUCAUUCUGAAAAGUCCCAGUCAGAAAGGACUAAGAUACUACAGGGCUUACUACAGGGGCAAUAUGAUGUUGUAGUCAGCACCGGUGUCCUGGGCAGAGGUCUGGAUUUAGUUCAUGUGAAAUUGGUUGUGAAUUUUGACAUGCCAUCAAGCAUGGAUGAAUAUGUUCACCAGAUUGGAAGAGCAGGUCGACUGGGUCACCGAGGAACUGCAAUUACCUUUAUUAAUAAAAACAACAAAAAUCUGUUCUGGGAUCUGGUAAAGAGGGUGCAGCCAACAGGGUCCCUGCUUCCCCCGCAGCUGCUGAACUCACCGUAUCUGCAGGAGCAGAAGCGGACAGAACAGAGAAAGCAUCAUGACCAAAACAAGGUGGUCACAGGAGACCAGAUUCUUAAUCUCAUCCGAAAACAUGACAGAAAAAAACCACGCAAGUGACCAGAACACUCUGUGACUUGUAUAUAAAGGACUCCUUUCGGUUUUUGACCUUGGGAAAAUUAUAGUUUCUCAGGGAAAAAUAAAUAUUCCUCUCAUUAUUGAGAGUUUUUCUCAUGGAUUUUUUGUUACUGUCUUCUUCGUAAAGUUGUCUGUGUAUAAAAAUUUCUAGAACACAAUUUUAAUUUGCUUGCCAUUAAUGGUGUAAACUGUAAACUAACCCUGCAGUUG
Bufo gargarizans (Asiatic toad) is the source of this 3052-nucleotide messenger RNA. It is a transcript of the gene DDX59, whose product is annotated as DEAD-box helicase 59. Gene Ontology annotation, molecular function: ATP binding; RNA helicase activity; nucleic acid binding. The record is from RefSeq and is a predicted model, not a curated record. Lineage: Eukaryota; Metazoa; Chordata; Amphibia; Anura; Bufonidae.